GCAGAAGGGGGAGGUAAUGCAUCAAUUACCUCGAUGCCAACCGCCGUUAAACUGGAAACAAGAAGAAGUAGCUUCACUCGCUCGCUGUAUCUCUCCAUGUAUGCAGAAGCAGAACACGCACACGAAGCGUGUCGUAUUUUUCUUUGGGUGCUUGUUGUGUAACGUUAUUUAAAAAUCAUGGCUGAUGAAGAAUUGGAAGCCAUUAGGCGUCAACGUAUGGCAGAACUGCAGGCGAAACAUGGGGACCCUUCCAGUGACCAACAGGGGCAGCAGGAGGCCAAACAGAGAGAGACUGAGAUGAGAAACUCUAUAUUGGCUCAAGUCUUGGAUCAGUCUGCCCGUGCCAGGUUGAGUAAUUUGGCUCUUGUAAAGCCAGAUAAAGCAAAAGCUGUCGAGAAUUACCUGAUACAGAUGGCUCGCUUUGGACAGCUUGGAGGAAAAAUUACAGAGGCUGGAUUAAUAGAGAUCCUAGAGAAAGUCAGUCAACAAACAGAGAAGAAAACAACUGUAAAGUUUAACCGACGGCGGGUAAUGGACUCAGAUGAUGAGGAUGAUGACUGAUAUGCAGGUGUACUUUUGGUACUCUGGUCUGCUGACCAGGACAUGACAGUGACUGACAGAUCAGUUUCCCUGCCCAAAACACAAUCACAGCCAAAUAAUUUUGAUCUGUGGUAAUACAGGAACUCUGUUACUGUUAUUCAUCUUUAGUUUAGCAGAUUCUCUUCAACACAUUGCAGCAAUGCUGCUACAUAUUUAGACUUUUUUGAGAAUACAGUGGACAAUUUCAGAUCUGUUGUUAUUGCAGUAAUUGGAACUUAUCCCAUAUCCGUGAUUGUGUAGACUUUUUUUUUUUUUUGAGAAAACCUAUAUAUGCAACGGUUUACGAAAUAAAGGCCUUGAACAAACAUUCUUUAA
Messenger RNA from Carassius carassius (crucian carp), 915 nucleotides. It is a transcript of the gene pdcd5, whose product is annotated as programmed cell death 5. The coding region runs from base 178 to 561 and encodes 127 amino acids. Gene Ontology annotation, molecular function: DNA binding. The record is from RefSeq and is a predicted model, not a curated record. Gene Ontology annotation, cellular component: cytosol; nucleus. The transcript is spliced from 6 exons. Lineage: Eukaryota; Metazoa; Chordata; Actinopteri; Cypriniformes; Cyprinidae.